AUGCCUCGUGAAGGUCACUUUCAUGCUACCUUACAUAUUUUUGCCUAUUUACAGAAGCAUCCUGAUCGUGUACUUGUGAUGGAUUGUGGUUAUGCUGACCAUCUUAGACCACUAAAGAAAGCUGAUUACUCACAGUUCUAUGAAUUCACUAAGGAUGAACUCCCAAGUGACAUGCCUACACCUCUUGGCAAAGCGGUAGAGUUCACUAUGUUUGUUGAUGCAUCUCAUGCUGCUAACGUUGUUACUCGUCAAUCAAGAACAGGAGUAUUGAUCUUUGUUAACAAAGCUCCUAUUAUCUGGUAUUCGAAAAAGCAGAACAGUGUCGAGACAAGCAGUUUUGGUUCUGAGUUUUCUGCUCUAAAGACAGGUGUUGAAUUACUUGAGGGAUUACGAUUCAAGCUCAGAAUGAUGGGCGUCCCAAUCCAAGGUUAUUGUCAUACUUGUGUUGACAACAUGUCUGUUGUCAAGAACUCAAGUGUUCCUGAAUCUCAAUUGAAAAAGAAAUCGAAUGCUGUUGCAUAUCACUACGUUCGCUCCAGAUGUGCAAUUGAUAUCCUACGAAUUGAAUGGAUAAUUUCCGCUGAGAACUUGGCCGAUGUUUUAACCAAGAUUCAAGCUGGACCCGUUCGUGACCGUCUCAUGGAAAACAUCAUGUGGAAAGCAAAGCGAAAUGGAAAACUUGCUCUUCUGAUUUAA
Cylindrotheca closterium is the source of this 696-nucleotide messenger RNA. Lineage: Eukaryota; Bacillariophyta; Bacillariophyceae; Bacillariales; Bacillariaceae. The record is from the annotation of a GenBank genome assembly.